GAGAGAGAGAGAGAGGGCGGGGGAAAGAGAGUUGAGGAACACAUUGUAUUGACAGCGGCCGUCUCCACUGUUUCGCUUGAAGGACAACAGAAAGUGAGACGUAGACACGCUCGUGUUCACCUGGAUUUUACGUCGAGAAGGAACUUUUGGCCGUCGAGUUGGAGGAAGCUGAUGAGUGCGACAGUGUGUGUGUGCGUGUGUGUGUGUUGCGGCGGGCUCCGUUUAGCGAAAGAUGAACAAAAACCACCGAGUGCCGAGCAACCAAUCUCUGAGCUCCGUGGAGGUGAAGAGCAAGUUUGGAGCAGAGUUCCGCCGCUUCUCUCUUGACCGCUCCAAACCAGGCCGCUUCGAUGAGUUCUACGGCCUUCUGCAGCAUGUGCACCGAAUCCCCAACGUGGAGCUGCUGGUGGGCUAUGCUGACAUCCACGGGGACCUGUUGCCAAUUAACAAUGACGACAACUACCACAAGGCUAUCACCACGGCGACACCCCUGCUCCGCCUCUUCCUGCAAAGGAAAGAGGAGGCAGACUACUCUACAUUUGGCACAAACUCUUUGACACGAAAGAAACCUCCACUCGCUGCAGUGCUCCUGCGCCCUGACGCAGGAAGGAAGAAGCCAGCAGUAGUCAUCAGCCUGCCCCGAGACUUCCGUCCCGUUUCGUCCAUUAUCGACGUAGACGUGCUGCCUGAGACGCACCGGCGUGUGCGCCUUUACAAACACGGCCAGGAAAAGCCGCUGGGCUUCUACAUCCGAGAUGGAUCAAGCGUGCGUGUCACGCCACACGGCCUGGAGAAAGCACCCGGCAUCUUCAUCUCACGUCUGGUGCCUGGUGGCCUUGCCGAGAGCACGGGUCUCCUUGCGGUCAACGAUGAGGUACUUGAGGUGAACGGUAUCGAGGUGGCCGGGAAGUCUCUGGAUCAGGUCACAGACAUGAUGAUAGCAAACAGCCACAACCUCAUCAUUACUGUGAAACCAGCAAACCAACGCAACAAUGUGGUGCGCCAAAACAACAGUGGAGCUGCGUCAGGUAGCUCGGGUCGAUCCUCCGACAGUGGAGCCAGCUACUACAGCUACACGACGCCGGCUGUCAUGGCGACAACACCUGCACACAUCAUCCAGAACUUCCAUCCUGAGGAAGUGGACAGCGAUGAGGAUGACGAAGACUUGGUGAUCGAGGCAGGGGGUGACAGCAGGCUUGCCUCUAGUUCAGGCGCAGAGGCUACUAGCAUCAGCAUGUCCACCCUUCCAAGGUACAGGCCUCACCUUGACCUCCGAAACUCCAACGGGACCUUUCAGCCUACUGUUAUGAGCAGCACCAGCAUGGGGUCACCGAGGAGCCAUGACAGAGGUGUGCAUACACGGAGCCUGGAAGAGGAUGGCACAGUGAUUACACUCUAGAGACAAUAGAACAUCAACAACACCACACACAGCUGAAAUUUACACACUCAAUAUACUGUAUAAAUACAGUAUAUAAAAUGAUCCUAACCACAUUAUCCACACACAGGCAAUUCUUUGUGCCAUAGGACUAACAAUGUCUCUACUCUGAGAGACUACUGAACCCGCUCCUUAAAAAGAGCAUCUGUUUUUGUAAAUUCAGUUCAAAACUCAAAGCACUUCUCUUUAAGCACAGAGCUUUUCUUCCCUGCUGGAGGGGAUAAACACUUCCCUUCCCUGGGAGCACAGUAAUAGGUAAUGGACUUGAUGUGUGUGGAAAACAAAUAAUUGCACAUGUUUGCAGGUUUUUCUUGCCUGUGGAACUACAAAGACAGAACUCUCUCUGAGACACAAUAUCAGUGAUGACAAUCUGUUUAAACGCCCUCUCCAGAGUCAUGAUCCGAACCACAAACAAAUUUCAGUGACUUCUGCAUCUCACAAAUAGCACAUUAAACACACUGUGGUUACACUGUUCAUCUAGGAGAGGUGCGUGGAGGCCUGACAAUAGUUCAACUGUCAUAUUUGCUUCCUGGUGCGCUUUUUAUCGAACGUUGACUAAAUUUAGGAUGAUUCUAAAAUGUUCUGUUUAUGAAUGUUUCUUAGGUUUAUUAGGCCUGUAGUUGGCCACUGCUAAUGCUUUUAAUCAUUGCCAAGGGCCCAAAAAAGCAAACAUAUUUUUGUAGCAGAUAUUUUAAAAAAACAUUUUUUUUACCAUUUAUGUUUAUGACUAGGGCCGUGUCUCUGCCCUGUGUCAUCUGAUUUACGUGUUGUUGUUUUUCUUAACGUAAAACAUCACCAGAAUUCGACACUAAUGGUUGAUCUUCAACGCAGCUAACAGACACGUCCACUAACAUUUUUUUACUGUGCACUCUGAAGUGAAGUGUUUCAUGUAUGAGGAGUGUGUUUAUGCCUCUUUGAAUUGUGCUGGAUAUAAAAUAUAACACAGUAUUUUAUAACAACUUUCUUCCAGGUGAUAUGUCGUGACUUUUCAGAAGACAAACUUUGAACUGAACUCUGACCUGCAGUAGAUCACUGUGGAGCCUUUCUGUGGUUAUAACAGAAGCAGCCUAAAGAUAUGAACAUGGGUGGCUAGUGGUUUGUAGGCCUGUGUGAUGUGGGUAUUGGCUGAAUUAUUCUUAUCUCAUAAAGAUAUGCUCUACAAAGGCACCUUCUAUCAUGGAAAACACACACCUGUAUUUGUUUUCGCAUCCCUGACUCACCUAGACAAAAGUUGCAUUGUUUCCCAUUGAGGCAAGAGUCUGCUUAGUUUUAGGACCCGAGAACAAUUCCUCUCAUGCUUCUGACACUCUUGCUAAUGUAUAGACAUCUAUAAAUGAGACUAAAUCAUAAGGAAACACUUAACAUUCUACCCCACUUAACAUUCUACUGCUUCAAGAUAACACGAUUAUUGCUUUUGUAAGCUCAAAGGUGAUAUAACAAAUACACUAGAUUUUAUAUUAAUGGAUGUAAUGAAUAUACAUCUUGAAUGUGAUCAUAUUUUGAUAGACUGCUGUGCCUCCUGUAUUCUUAAACCAAUGUUCUUGGAUCUUUAUCCAUAGUGUAGGAUGUGUAGCAUUCUCCUUCUCCUCACUUGUACUCUGAUGAGAAUCAAAAACACUGGAUGACUGUGACCAGAACACCUUCCUCUCUACUUUUAUCACCAUACAUAGUCACUUUAUUAAACACACCAUUACAAAGGCUUUUCAUGGUACAUUAUACUGUACUAUGACAAGAUUGUCCUCUCAUCCUAUCCUAUAAUUCCAAGCUGUUCUUAAUUAUAACAUGAUCAGAUUGCAUUUUAGGAAGCAUUGUUUAUUUAUUUGGUUGCUAAUCACUACACAACACUUCUGAUUGUUAUCAAAGUGACUAUUUAUUUUCUAAUCAUCUCUACAGAUUUUAUUCUUUCUCCCUUUCUUUUUUUAAGAUUACAUGUAUCUCUGUUUUUUGUUGUUGUUUUUUUUUUCAGAGGAGCAUCUCUGUAAACUCAAUAUGGGGACACUUUUUAUUUUAUGGGAUUUGUUUUAAUAGGCUUUAAUUUCUUCUAGAGCAUAAGCUGGAGAUUACGUGCUGUUUUCCAUACUGUGAAUUUAUAUUAUUUCUGGAGGAGACCUGAAUGAACCACCUACUAAUGGGCUUUUUUUUUAUAUUUCUUUGUGUUUGUCAACUCCUUUUUAUUUCUUUUUUUUUUUUUUAAAUAAUGAGCAAUGAUUCUUUUGCUUGCUAGAUAAAUCCUACGGUAUAGAUUUCUACUGAAAUGACCAGUAUUUUCAUAAUGCUAUAUACUGUAAAUUAGUAUCGCAUUAAUUCAGCUGUUUAAAAGAAUAAAUACUCUAUUAAGACAUAGGUGCACAUGUAUACAUUAGUCUACAAGCUGGAUGAAAUAAACUAAUGUGUAGAAAUG
This is a messenger RNA of Tachysurus fulvidraco (yellow catfish), 3836 nucleotides long. It is a transcript of the gene pard6b, whose product is annotated as par-6 partitioning defective 6 homolog beta (C. elegans). The record is from RefSeq and is a predicted model, not a curated record. Bases 233 to 1399 code for a protein of 388 amino acids. Gene Ontology annotation, molecular function: protein kinase C binding. The transcript has 3 exons. Gene Ontology annotation, biological process: centrosome cycle; establishment or maintenance of cell polarity; regulation of cellular localization. Lineage: Eukaryota; Metazoa; Chordata; Actinopteri; Siluriformes; Bagridae. Gene Ontology annotation, cellular component: apical plasma membrane; nucleus; cell cortex.